This is a messenger RNA of Neoarius graeffei (lesser salmon catfish), 1336 nucleotides long. RefSeq lists its product as uncharacterized. The record is from RefSeq and is a predicted model, not a curated record. The transcript is spliced from 8 exons. The coding region runs from base 146 to 1129 and encodes 327 amino acids. NCBI's taxonomy places the organism in Eukaryota, Metazoa, Chordata, Actinopteri, Siluriformes, Ariidae.
UAUAAAUGUUCAUCUAGAAUGCUCCUUCUGCAGUCAAGCGCAGAACAAGAAGCAGCUCAUCGCUCAUUGCUUGCACAUCCUGUAUAAGUUCAGAUCUCCUUUAAGCCACAAACCUAUUUAGCAGUGCAGGUGUCUGAUCGCUCAAAUGCGCUUUCCUGUCACAAUGAAGAGCUAUCUACACAUUGUCAGCUUUAUCAUCCUGAAUUUCAUAGCAGACUGUGGAGCUCAGGCCCAUGUGGUUCACAAGUCAGUAGGAGAAAAGGCUUAUCUCACAUUGAAAGGACAUUGGAAUAUAACAACAGUCAGAUGGAGGAAGAAUCAUAAUCUGAUUGCAACUAUAGAAAACCAAAAGCCAUCUAUUAAACAUCCAGAAAAAUUUCAUAUACAUGUUUCUGACAACUCCUUGGUUAUCUAUAAUUUGACGGUGAAUGACUCUGGAUUUUAUCAAGCUCAAGCUGGACAAUGGGAAGAAGAAAUAAGCCAAUACACACUAAUUGUACAUGAGGCCAUCUCCAAACCAGUGAUCAGUACCAAUCUCGAAUCAAACUCCUCGUCUGUUUGCCACAUCUUGGUAAAAUGUUCUGCUGAUGGUGAUUCAGUGACAUACGACUGUGAUCACCAACACUGCACUCAGACAAACGGCACAUCCACCAGGGUGAAUAUUACUGUCAACUAUAUAGAUAAUGGGGUGUUGGAAUGCAUUGCCAGCAACCGUGUUAGCACAAAACGGACAUCAAUAACCAUAAGCAACACAUGCUCAGAAAAAACACCAGUACCCAACGAACCUAUCAAUGCCAUUUUGGUUUUAAUAACCAUAAUAAGUUGCACAGUGGUGUUUUGUGUCCUGAUUAUCUGCAUGAUCAAACUUUUUUACAAUACCAGAAAGAAAGUUCAGAAUGAAGGAACAUAUCAAGAUGAUAAGGCUGUAAACACUGUCUACAGUGUGGUGCACAAGCAUCCAAGAACUGAGACUCCAGCAGAUAGCAGUGCUGCACAAAAUGCAUCAACAACAGUUUACGACGUUCCCUCGAAAUGUACCAGGACACCCCAGAGUGACAGUGGUGACAGUGUGCAAAAUGAUGACACACAUACAGUUUACUGGAAGCUGGGCCAGACCCAAGAACCAUGAUGCAAUCUGAUCCUGGAAAUCAAUAUUUUACUAAAUAAAAUGAUACAACCUGACCAUAUGUACAGAACACAACUGUAUGUAGCACCCCCCAGAAAAGAAAGCUGUUUUUAUUUGCUAUUUAUGUAUAUGUAUAUAUAUAUAUAUUUUUUUAUAAGAGAAUCUUAUUUUAUCACCUCUCCUUUUUCUACAUUAAAUUAUCGUUAUAAA